Messenger RNA from Moneuplotes crassus, 1522 nucleotides. The record is from the annotation of a GenBank genome assembly. NCBI's taxonomy places the organism in Eukaryota, Ciliophora, Spirotrichea, Euplotida, Euplotidae.
AUGUCUAAAAGUGCAGCCCAAUGGAACACAGAACGGGAGGAAUAUCUUACCCAACUUGUGCACCACCUCGGUACCAAGAAGUGGGCAGUAAUCGUAGAAAAAAUGAAGACCCAAUUCCCUGGAUUCAGCCAGAACCCCAAACAAUGCAGGGAAAGAUGGAGGAACCAUCUUGACCCUCGAAUCAAUAAAAGUCCCUGGAAACCUGAAGAAGAGCUUAUUUUCAUAGCGAAGCACAAGGUGUUUGGCAACAAGUGGGCGGAAAUCGCCAAAUAUUGCGACGGAAGAAAUGACAACUCAGUUAAGAAUUACUUUUAUUCAAGUGUCAGGAAAAUAAUCAGGAAAAUUUCAUUAAAAUAAGGUGACCUAUGACCUCAAAGAAAAUGAUGUAGAGAAGGAGCUCACCAUCUAUCUCUCUCAGUAUAUUUAUGAAAUGUAUUCAGAUUACCUUAACAAAAAGAGAAUGGAGAAGAAUAUUUCAGCAAUGGAGCCAGGCACCCUGUCUGGAGGAAUGCCAGUCGACCCUCAAGAAGAGUCGAAAAAUGCCAAGGGAAAUCUUCGGACUGGUGAUAAAUACAUUAUUAGAAAACUAGUAUCUUUAAAAAUCAUGCCUGAGCAGAUACAAGACUUUAUCACACUGGUUGCCUCAGGCACUUCCAAUAACUCUGCUGGCAUGAAUGGCUUCCAAAUGAACACUGAUAAUCUAGUUCCGAAUUUAGCAGAGAAUCAAUUACAACCGCCCCAAUUUGGAGUUCACAUGAGAGCGAAUUCCUGAUAUGCAAAUGACAUCCACAUGAACUUGGGCUCGAACCAGCCAAUGGGAGUUGUGGAUGAUUCUCAGUUGGUCCAAAGCUUUGCUCAAUUCUCUCUAAUGAACAAUAAUCCUUACUACGGACAACAAAAUAUGAUGGAUAUUUGCCAAAUGCAGACCCCUUCGAACGGGAAUGAUGGUAUUAGCCUUGAGAACAACUUCAGUAAUUAUGGUGGCCAUCUGAGUAGCAUUCCAUCUCAUAUGAAAAAUCAGAGGCUCCAAAGAAGCCACUCUAUUAGCAGGAUUCCUGAAAGCUCGACUUACAUUAAGGAAAACUUCCUGUUUGAAAAGUUAGGUGAUAAGACAUCGAAAGAUGAUGCGACAAUUAGAAACUAUCAGAACCCUAUUUUGCUAGAGGAGAAAGAGCCAACACCUAUUCAGAAAUACAAGCAUCUGCAGCCAGAUGAUAACUUAUCAAAUUCUAGUGGCACUUCGAUGUCGAGCUUCGUGUCUUUUAACGAGUCAGCAUCUUGAUCAUCUCUUGAAAUGUCGUUUGACGGCUCUGGAACUCCUUAUAUUAAGCCUUUCCGAACAUCUGCAUUCUCAAGAGUGAAGAAUGCCGCUGAUUGCGGUAAAUCUAAUAGCCAAGAUAGCAGUGAAGAUUUCAACAGCCAAGAAAGGGAGAAACCUGUCGACAUGGAUGAUGGUAGCUAUGACCCCAAUAAGCAUAAAAACAAAUCUAGCUUCUUCAGGCUUAAGCAUAACGGGGGAUAA